Messenger RNA from Alternaria triticimaculans, 1431 nucleotides. RefSeq lists its product as uncharacterized. The record is from RefSeq and is a predicted model, not a curated record. Gene Ontology annotation, cellular component: anaphase-promoting complex. NCBI's taxonomy places the organism in Eukaryota, Fungi, Ascomycota, Dothideomycetes, Pleosporales, Pleosporaceae. The coding region runs from base 1 to 1431 and encodes 476 amino acids. The transcript is spliced from 2 exons. Gene Ontology annotation, molecular function: ubiquitin protein ligase activity; cullin family protein binding; zinc ion binding. Gene Ontology annotation, biological process: anaphase-promoting complex-dependent catabolic process; protein ubiquitination.
AUGCUUCCAAGCCUUGGGUACCGCGGUAAGGAAUCCCCUCAGCCCCCAACAAACAACGCCAUCCUCAUGACCACAUCCCCCGUGGCAUGGGGAUUCCACGGCAACUACGAGGACUUUGUGAAGAAUGAACUGGUACCUGUGGAUAACCCACCCGCCGAUGGCAACUGCGCUAUAUGCCGGCUCGAUUUCGCCCAUCAGGACCAAGCGGAAGAGCAGCCAUCGGAUGAGCACGGCUAUGGAAUGACGACCCAGGACAGAAUCCUUGCUGCUGCGAUCGCCGCAGCAACGGUCGAGCAAACUCCCCAAGGAAACGUCGUACAGAUUUGGAAAUGCAAUCAUUUCUUUCACAAAGACUGCAUCUGCACUUGGAUAGACGGAGACGUCACUGCCACGGCCGCUCGCCGAUCAUGUCCGCUAUGCAAAACCGAACUCGUUCGGUACGACCCCCUAGCCCGAGCCAAAGCUGUAUGCCGCGAGAUCCUUACGCAUCAGGAAACCAUCAAUGGGUUGAACGUCAUAUACCGCAAUGCCGCUUCGACGCGCGCAAAGAUGCAAGGCCUCAGGAUAGACAUAAACAGGCUCAGGCUCGGGUUCAGUCACGACCCCUACGCUCUAUUGACGAGCUCUAGAGAUAAUAUCCGCGUCCGCCUACGAAAUCUCAUGCAAGCAGUUGGUGUCACGGAUGAACGAUCCUACCUCGACCAACUCGAUCAACUCAUAAUGUUUGGCGGUUACAGCGUUCGCGACAGCGUAGACCUAGUGUACCGGUCCCAGCUCAGCACGUCCGCAGCAAAAUUCGAAAGUCAAAAGAGGGACAUACUAGCUCGCCUCCAACCCAUCUACACGAAACUCGAUGAAAUAGAGCAGAUCCUCAAGGAACUAGCUGAGGUGCUAUACCAAAGCUGGGGCUACUCUCCCGCACACGCAUCUGCGCGGCUACUGGAAGACUUUGGCACCGCUGAUCCUGAUGAGAUUAGUCCUUGGCUACUGGCUCAUCUCAAUGGGCAGUUUAAUGUGGAGAUUGACCUACAUUUUGUUGUUAUAGAUGCGGAGUGGCUGCGCAAAAAGGCGGCUUGGACUAAGAAAUGGUUGGACCCCGCGGAAUAUGGUGUAGCGCCGGUGAAUGCGGGAGGAGUGGAGGACGAGGGGCAUGAGAGUACGGCUGGUACGGCGGGGGAGGGAGAUGGGCCGGGUGUGGUGCAUGUUGAGGAUGUGGAUGGGCGGGGGGAGGGUCAAGGGCGAGAUGGAAUGGGAGAGGGUGCGGGUGUUGGGUAUACUGAGGACGGUGAGGAAGAGGAAGAAGAUGCGAGAGUGGUGUAUACUGAGAAUGUGGAGGAGCAGGAGGAGGAGGAGGAGGAAGAUCAAGAUGAACUUUACCAUGACAUGGCAGAGAUGCACUUGGGCUCUGGAGACAGGCCUCAUGAUAUGUAG